AUGAAUCUCAAUCUCUCGGGAACCGUCAAUGUGUUCAAGUUGCUAUUCAAACCAUCCCUAUGUCUUCCGCAUCACACCGUAGCAACCUUCAAUGACCUUCCUAUUCCUUUCGAGAAAGCCUUCGAGGGACAAAAUCGGAAGUGCGAUAUUAGAGCAGUUGUUCUCGACAAAGACGACUGCUUUGCUGUUCCCCACACAAAUGAGGUUCAUAAACCGUACAAAGAGCGCUUCGAGCAGUUAAAGGCCGCAUACCCCGGCCGCCGCCUUGUCAUUGUGUCCAACACCGCCGGAGCAACGUCAUAUGACACUUCGCUGAAGCUGGCCAAGGAGCUUGAGCAGGCUACCGGCAUCACUGUUCUCCCACACAAGACGAAGAAGCCCGGCUGCGGCUCAGAGAUCAUGGACUACUUCCAAAGUCAUCCGGAGACAGGCGUCUCGCAUCCAUCCCAGAUUGCGGUCGUCGGUGAUCGUUUGACGACGGACAUGAUGCUGGCCAACUUGAUGGGCGGCUGGGGCUUCUGGAUCAGAGAGGGCGUCGUGCCUCCAGAGAAGAAAAGCAUUGUAAGUCACCCUCUGCACAUGCUUGAAAGUCACGCUGAUCGACGAAUGAAGUUCUCGAGGCUGGAGUGGCGUCUCGCCGCAGCACUUACAUCCAGAGGCUAUCAACCAGCCGAGCCGCAGAGUCCAUUUGAAUAG
Molecule: messenger RNA, 696 nt
Organism: Colletotrichum chrysophilum
Lineage: Eukaryota; Fungi; Ascomycota; Sordariomycetes; Glomerellales; Glomerellaceae
Exons: 2
Coding region: 1-696 (231 amino acids)
Molecular function (GO): phosphatidylglycerophosphatase activity
Source: RefSeq, a predicted model, not a curated record